UCAUUUUCAUUUUUACGCGCCUUCAAAAUCCCGCGCUUUCUGCUCAGAAAAAGGAUAUGGAUACAUCAAACCCUGCAGUUUUUGUCAAUGGAGGACUGCUGCGGAUGUAUGUCGGACGGCGGGUUCGAACAGUGAUUCAGGUUAUACAAUCUGACAGUGGAGGUGUGACUGGAAAAUCCACAGAUGAUCACCAGCUAGUUGUGAAAGGCUCCCAACCAACAUUUCCUCUGACAAAUUUUGUUGAGGUUAUUGGCAUUGCUGAUAGUGAUAGAUCCAUCAGAGCUGAAAUGUGGACCAACUUUGGGAACAUAUUUGGAAUUCUUUCGACAGACCAGGUUGUAACUUUUUCUAUAAGAUUUGUGGUGUCUAUUAGCUUCCAAAACCUCACAAUGACAUCAAGAGAACGUUAUGGUAACUCUGUGUUGAUUGCUGAUCCUAUGAGCUUUUGAAUAAGGGUAGAUAAGGAUGAGGCCGUCCUCAUCAGCAAUCCCAAUACACUAGUGUUGAAUUUUCCUGGUAUUGUAAAAUGACUCCCAUUUCAAAAGGUAAUAUCAGAUUCAGAAAAUAAUUGUAUAAGAUGUUUUGUGUAGAUACCAGAAACCCAUCCUUGGUUCUUUAGCAAAACUUGUAUGUUCUUUGAUUAUCUAAACCUUUGUGUGGUUUCUGAAACACUUUUAUUCUUUUUCUAAACG
Pistacia vera is the source of this 692-nucleotide messenger RNA. RefSeq names its product replication protein A 14 kDa subunit A-like. NCBI's taxonomy places the organism in Eukaryota, Viridiplantae, Streptophyta, Magnoliopsida, Sapindales, Anacardiaceae. Gene Ontology annotation, molecular function: DNA binding. Gene Ontology annotation, biological process: DNA recombination; DNA repair; DNA replication. The record is from RefSeq and is a predicted model, not a curated record. Bases 57 to 449 code for a protein of 130 amino acids. The transcript has 3 exons. Gene Ontology annotation, cellular component: nucleus.